GCCGCACAUGCAAGCUGAUAAAGAGAAUGCAACUCAUACAGCUAUUAUCUCGCAAUAAGCGCAGCAGAAAUUUGCGGAUAAAAGCUUCUAUAGAACAAGUCAAGCAAUUGAUCGGACAUGGCUCUGUCGGACGUGGGCACUUCUUUGCAGGGACUCAUCCUUUCGCAUGGUGGCCUACAACUGUUGAAGGAGCGAAAUUGUGUGAUUCGGCUAGAAAACCACCCCAGCGAUGGAAAGGUGAAACUCAUCUCCGGUGGAGGAAGUGGCCACGAACCGGCUCAUGCCGGCUUCGUCGGCAAAGGAAUGUUGACCGGAGCCGUUUGUGGAAAUGUGUUCAGUUCCCCAUCGGUCACGGCAAUUUUAGACUGCUUGAGAGCGGUCACCGACAGAGAUGGGAGUGCCAUCUUCAUAGUGAAAAACUACACCGGCGAUCGGCUAAACUUUGGCAUUGCCUUGGAACUGGCACGAGCGACAUAUGGAUUCCGAGAUGUGCGAAUGCUGUUGGUGGGAGACGAUUGUUCCAUUGAAGAUCAUAAUGUGAGAAAAUCGGUUGGUAAGCGAGGAUUGGCGGGAGUCGUGCUGGUACAUAAGAUACUCGGUGCGAUGGCGGAAAGUGGACUGCCUGUGGACGAAGUGUAUAAUUUUGGCAAAGGACUAGUCGCAGGCGAGAAUUUGGCAACGAUCGGAUUCACAUUUGAAUUAAAGGACGGGAUUCUGGAGAACAUUGAAAUUGGAAAGGGAAUUCAUGGUGAACCAGGAGUUUAUAGAAUGGAAGCUGGCAAGGAUUUUGAAAAAAUAAUUGAAUUCAUCAUCAGCAAAUUGAUGAUCAGCGUGUUGAAAUUUACCGAUGUAGUGCUAUUAGUGAACAAUCUUGGAGGCACGUCGGAAUUCCUGAUGGGCGUUUUUAUAGAAUCCUUUCUCCAUAAAAUUGAGACCGUCUACAAUGUGAAACGAAUCUACAGCGGAGCUUAUUUGACUUCGCUUGAUCAAGCUGGAAUUUCAGUAACCGUUUUAAACCUGGGUAUUCCUUAAAGCUUCUCGAUUACCUGGACUAUGAAGUAAGUGUACCAUCAACGCUUUUUGGAUCAAGAUCUAGAUUCACCCAAUUGCCAUCGAAGACGAUUAAAAUAGAAACAUUAGAGCCAAUGAUAAUUCAACAAAGCCUGAGCUCUUGUGAAGUUAGUUCAGAUUUUGGCGCGAAGCUUGCUUCAAUGAUCGUUCAUUUUGUAUGCGAGGCGCUGAUUUCUUGUACGGUUAUGUUGAACACAAUCGACAAGGAAACAGGCGAUGGUGAUACCGGUAGUACCAUAUCGAAGGGAGCUGAAUCUGUCUUGAAACAUUUGAAAACCAAAAAGCUAGAUCUCGUUCAUCCUGGCAUUUUGCUCCAGCAGAUAAGUGUUAUUCUGCAGCAAGAAAUGGGAGGAUCGUCAGGUGCCUUGUACAGCUUACUUCUCCAGGGGGCUGCUUCCGUUUUCAUGAACCCAUCAGAAGACAGUCAACCAAUCGAUGUCAAACACUGGAGUCAAGCAUUGAAAAACGGAAACGAUACAAUUGUCAAGUAUGCGCUCACUCAAUUAGGAGAUCGCACAAUGCUGGAUCCCCUGCGGGAAGGUGAGCAGCGAAUGAAACAAUCCAUCGAACAAGGUCUAUCCUUGCUGGAAUGUGUGGAAAGCUUCACCAAAGGCUGCGAGGAAGGAGCCCGUGCCACACAGAACAUGGUUCCGAAGUCGGGACGAGCUGCGUAUGCUGCCUCAGCGGAAAAUACAAAAUCU
Aedes aegypti (yellow fever mosquito) is the source of this 1772-nucleotide messenger RNA. Its product is annotated as triokinase/FMN cyclase. Gene Ontology annotation, biological process: glycerol catabolic process. Gene Ontology annotation, cellular component: cytosol. The record is from RefSeq and is a predicted model, not a curated record. Gene Ontology annotation, molecular function: glycerone kinase activity. The transcript has 2 exons. The coding region runs from base 118 to 1032 and encodes 304 amino acids. NCBI's taxonomy places the organism in Eukaryota, Metazoa, Arthropoda, Insecta, Diptera, Culicidae.